AUGUCAAGCGAUACCAAGAUUCACAUCGUUAAACUUAACGAUGACAACUAUACCGAGUGGAAAGGCGACAUUACAGGUUACCUGAUGUCUCACGGACUCCAGGAAUUUCUUGUUCCUAAUCAUACUCCUGUUGCUCGAGCUAUUGCAGGAGAGGAAAAGAUUAACUUUGAAGCUUAUGUCACCCGUCAAAACAAAGCCGCCGGUAUUAUGUACAGUUACUUGACUGAACCUUUUCGAAUUCAAAUUGAAUCAGAAGGACUUUUAUUGAAUCCAGUCGGUAUUUGGAAGCACUUGAAAGAGAAGUUUCAAUCAACUAGUGCCAAUAGUCAAGGACGAGCUUGCCGAAACUUUCUACGAAUUCCUUUUGUUACCCUUGCUCAAUAUAUCAAGGAUGUCCGUAAAGGAAUGUCGGUAAUGGAAGCAUGUGGAUGUGCAACGACGAAUCCAAUUCUUGAACCGCUGUUGUGUGAAGGAAUCAUCUUCAAACUGCCGGAUUCCAUGGAGACUGUUGUGUCACUCAUCACGGCCAAACAAUCAGAGUCAGGCAAACUUUCCUGUAAGACAGUCUUGACCAUGUUAGAUGCUCAUCUAGUGGAUUUCACUGAACGACAUCGAGAGGACAGUUCAAUCGCUCUGAUGACGACCACCACUGCUGCUCCUGCUCGAUAUUCAUAUCCUUGA
Messenger RNA from Melampsora larici-populina 98AG31, 681 nucleotides. RefSeq lists its product as uncharacterized. Lineage: Eukaryota; Fungi; Basidiomycota; Pucciniomycetes; Pucciniales; Melampsoraceae. The transcript has a single exon. The record is from RefSeq and is a predicted model, not a curated record. The coding region runs from base 1 to 681 and encodes 226 amino acids.